AUGGAAGAGACUAGAAAAGCAGUUCAAAGAGAGAAACUAAGAAUCAAGAAGCUAGAUGCAAAGGCUUUCCUUCCAACUAAAGGCAGUGAACAUGCUGCUGGCUAUGAUUUAUACUCAAUUGAAGACACUGUAGUGAAAUCUAAGGAUAAGAAAUUGAUCUCAACAGGAAUCUCAAUGUAAAUACCAGUUGGAAACUAUGGCCGUGUAGCCCCAAGGUCUGGAUUAGCAGUCAAGAACUUUAUCGAUGUUGGCGCAGGAGUCAUUGAUGCUGACUAUAGAGGAGAAGUGAAGGUUUUAUUAUUCAAUUUUGGAGAACAAGACUUUAGUAUUAAUGUUGGAGACAGAGUUGCUCAAUUGAUCAUUGAAAAGUAUACUAGAACUGAGAUUGAAGAAGUACCUAUGGAUUAAGAUCUUGAUUCAACUGCUAGAGGAGAAGGAGGAUUCGGAUCAACUGGAGUUAAACUAGACUCUAACGGCACUCAUUGA
Messenger RNA from Stylonychia lemnae, 486 nucleotides. Lineage: Eukaryota; Ciliophora; Spirotrichea; Sporadotrichida; Oxytrichidae. The record is from the annotation of a GenBank genome assembly.